UCACACAGGAGCAACGCCGUCCAAGCUAUUUGGGCCAAAAUAACAUUGACAGUUGGUCUUUACUUUUGUUUGGGGGGAACUUUAGAUUUGUCGAAGGGUCGCGAAACGACCGUCACGAGAUUCUCCACCGUGUGAAUGACACCAUCCUUAUUACGCUUGAGGCGAAUUCCGUGUUCAUUCCGCCGCUGACCAAGAUGCGCGCAAAGGCGCUCUACGACUGUGUGGGAGACUCUGUGGACGAGCUCACAUUCAAUCUUGGAGACCUUAUAGUCGACGUUGAACCGGCCGAGGACGAUGGGUGGUAUAGAGGUCGCUUGAAUGGAAGGAUUGGCAUCUUCCCGGGGAAUUAUGUGCAAUUGGAAGAGCAGACCGAGGAGACCCCGGUACCAAACCGACCGCCAUUUCCUGCUAGAAAUACCUCUCCUGCACCUAUAAGGUCCCUACCCCACAGCAGCUCUACUGGCUCAAUAUCCUCUUUGGGCGGUCGACCUAGCGUAGGUGGAUUACGGAGGGAUACGUCGGCCAGCUCUCUCGCGAGCUUAUCUGAUGCCGGAUCAGAGGGAUUCAAAGUGCAACUACGACCGACAGCCAAGCCCCCAGAUUUUGCUGCCGGCGCAAUCAAAACAGAAGACAACAUGAGCCACGCCGAUGAACAGUCAGGAGCCACAGCACGCGCAAAAAAACUGAAGAAUACUUAUACCACUAGACAGGCGCUGAUGGAAAAAUCGGAUGCGAUGGCAAAGGCGGGCCGUGAUAGUAUCAAUGCGCGCAAGUCAAGCAUGUCAGAGGAAGGUGGCUCAGGACCUUCGCCGGCAGGCUCUUUGGCUGAAGUCAUGACGCGGUCUAUGAGUGGAUCAAGUUUAGGGAGCAAUGAUGGUGGUGGAAGCGUUUCACAGCUAAGGAGCAAAUUCGCCAACUUGACCACGGAGGAUGAGAAAGGAGAGGACGUGAGCGGUUUCCCAAUGGUUGGGAAGCGGCCACCGCUGUUGGUUUCAAAUCAGUCUUCGCAACCACCAUCUGUCCCUUCCCGUAACAAUGCGGCUACAGAGUCAGACGCAAGUCGCAGUCCAAGUGUCGGGAUGCGCUCGUCAUUGCAACAAUCGAAUCAACAAUACACACCUCCUCAGCUACCAUCCAGAGGGAGCACGCCUAAUCAGAGUCGCAACAUCACUCCGACACCGCCAACACGGGCGUUAAAGCCUUCCGAGAUGAGAGAAUCGCAGCAAGACAAUGGUGUUGAACCGGUCCGGCUGGUCAAACCAUCAGAUUUGCGGGCACAGUCAACGGCGUGGAAUACUAAUUCAACUAGUCUGCGACAACCAGUAUCCGGACCGACGUUACCGACGCGCCCAGCCCCGUCUCGAGGCAGUGAAGGUCCACCCUUACCUGCGCGUCCCGGUGCUGGUACUGCACUAGGUCUUCCGAAAGCCAUCGAUGCCAGUGCGGCACCGAUCAACGCCCCUGCCGCAAUUCCAUCACGACCCGCGCCGCCGCGGCCAAACUUUCCUUCAACCAUCCCAUCACGACCUACUACCGGUGUCAAAGCUGUAAUUGAGCCAACUGCACGACAAGGCGCAAAUGGUACCGGCGGUGGCAUAUCGCCAGAUGCAUUAGCUAGGUACGGCGAGCUCUUUGACCAGACAGACACGGAUGGAGACGGGUUGAUUGAUGGAGAACAGGCAAGAUCACUUUGGUUGAGAAGUGGCCUAGACAACCGUUCUCUUGGAUUGAUAUGGAACUUGUCUGACUUGGACGACGAUGGCAUGCUAUGCAGAAGGGAAUUUUGCAUUGGAAUGUUUCUCAUUGAUGAACGUCUACGUGGUAGCGCAAUUCCUGAAAGUUUGAGCGCGGAACUUAUUACUUCGAUCAAUCCAUUCUAAAAUGCUAGUUAUAAAUCCUCACAUCUGCUCAACCUCCAAGACUAUGCUAACUUGCUGUUCUUCUACCAGUAUGAUAAUAUAAUAAUAAUACAAUGUACAUUCCA
Spizellomyces punctatus DAOM BR117 is the source of this 1984-nucleotide messenger RNA. RefSeq lists its product as uncharacterized. The record is from RefSeq and is a predicted model, not a curated record. The transcript has 7 exons. Bases 195 to 1880 code for a protein of 561 amino acids. Gene Ontology annotation, biological process: endocytosis; endosomal transport. Gene Ontology annotation, cellular component: plasma membrane; cytoplasm. Gene Ontology annotation, molecular function: calcium ion binding; protein binding. NCBI's taxonomy places the organism in Eukaryota, Fungi, Chytridiomycota, Chytridiomycetes, Spizellomycetales, Spizellomycetaceae.